GCAGCUGGAAGUCAUCUCCUUCCUCUCUCGUUUCGCUCUCAUUUCCCACACGAUCUGCAAUCCUAUAAAGACUACCUUUCAGCUUCCAAUUUGAAUUUUACCACAAACACAAAAAAAAAAAAAACAAAAAAAUUUCCAAUUUGAAACCGUAAUGCAGCACCAACUGCAACACCAGACCACGGCAGCGGUUUCAACGCCUCCGUCAACUACAGGGGAGGCGCCGCCAAAGCAGGUGGCGCUGGCAAUGGAAAGGCUGAGCCAUGCCGCUAGGCUCAUCGCCGACAUCCGCCUCGGAGCUGAUCGCCUCCUUGAAGCCUUAUUUGUCGCUGCAGAGCCUCAUAAAAGAUCUAAGCCUCUUGAUUUGUUCAUUAAAGAAGAUUCCUCCAUGCGCCAACACCUCCAAGGCCUUCGCUCCAUUGGAAAGCAGCUAGAGGAAUCGGGGGUGCUAAAUGAAUCCUUAAGGUCAAGAAGUAAUUCUUGGGGCUUGCACAUGCCGCUGGUGUGUCCUGAUGGUGCAGUGGUUGCUUAUGCAUGGAAGCGGCAGCUUGCAGGGCAAGCUGGUGCAUCUGCUGUUGACAGGACCAGGCUUGCACUCAAGGCCUUCACAGAUCAGAAGAGGCGGUUUUUUCCUCACCUUGAUGAUGGACUUACCAAACCAGCAUCAAAGAAGCAUUGUGGUGCCCAAGCACUUGUAGAACAUAACCAAGAUAAACCUAAGAACUACAAAUCACUUUCAGAUGUUCUAACAUGUUUGGAGAAAGAAGUUCCAAAUUUGAAAAUUUUCACUUAUGAGCGACUGGACUGGUUGAAAAGAGCUUCUUCAUUGCCUGCUUCAGCUGAUGAUAAUUCCUUGCAAGGACCAAAACAUACUUUUCCUGGUUCAAGCAUACUUAGACCAACAUCCCAGACUGUUGUUGCCUUUGAUAAGGUAGCUGUAAUUGAGCUGUUUUCUCCAUCUAUAUUCAGAGCUGUAGUCUCAUUACAUCCAGCGGGCUCUAUUGACCCAGAUGCAGUGGCUUUCUUUUCUCCAGAUGAGGGUGGGAGCUACGUACAUGCCAGGGGUUCUUCAGUAUACCAUGUAUUUAGACACAUUACGGGGCAUGCUGCUUUAGCUCUGCAGUAUUUCAUUGGCUUCAGGAGUGAAGCAGCUCUAUAUUCUCUUUUGCACUGGAUCUGCAAUUAUCAAACUUUAUUUAGCAAAGCCUGCAGCGAAUGUGGACGGUUACUUGCAAUGGAUAGACAAUCAGCAUUGCUAUUACCUCCAGUCUCUCGUCCUUUCCGAAAUUUUUCUACUUCAAAAACCUCAUCAACAGGAGAACAAAACAACAUGAAUGCCCACCCAGCUUAUCACAUCGGCUGUUUUGCAGAUGAAGCCUAGUCAUAUUUCAUUGCUCUUGAUAAGCCAACAAGUUGUAGUAGCUGGAUAGAGGAAAAGAAAGGUUAAACCAACAACGAUUCCAGAAGAAUGUCUAACAUCUCCAUUUAGAUUUAUCUUUUGUCAACAGAGGAGAAAGAGAAUGCUUUCCUAAUUUUCCAACUUUUGUCAACAGAGGUGAAAGAGAAUGUGUUCUUCCAACUCUCCGUUCCUUGUUUUCAAAUUUCUCUUUACAAGAUUUUGACAUUUGUGGGGAAGAGGGUCUGUUUGUAGAUUUAUCUUUCUGUAUAAGUUUGUACAUAUGCCUGAGGGAACUGGUGGCUGGCUUUGCACUCAUUUUUUUCCAUUAUUUUGACUGUGUAACAUGAUCUGCAACAGAGGGGAGCUCCAUUGCUGUAUUGAAAAUUCAGAGGAGCAAUUAUAUCCAUUUCCCUCUACUUGGCAGGUUUUUUUUUUUUUUUUCUUUUGGGGACAAAUUUCAAGUAUUCUCAUAAAUGUUGCUUGGUAUAUGAGGGAUAUUUGGUCAGAUUUACUUGAACUGGUGCAAAGCUUACACCAAUUCCUAAUUAAUCAUUGGUGUGCCA
This is a messenger RNA of Rubroshorea leprosula, 1959 nucleotides long. The record is from the annotation of a GenBank genome assembly. NCBI's taxonomy places the organism in Eukaryota, Viridiplantae, Streptophyta, Magnoliopsida, Malvales, Dipterocarpaceae.